ACUACCGCCGCGCAUCAAGCGAACCGCAGCAGCGCCGCACGCCUCCGAGGAAUAUAUCGCGAGUGGACAGAGACGGCUGCUGUGUCCUCGGUGAGAGAAGAAACGCUACCAAAAAAAAAAAUAGCCAGAAGUUUCAGCGGCGUGAACGCAAUACUUUCUUCUUCUUUUUAUUUUUUUUUUUUGCCGGUGGUGUUUUUAGUUUUUAGUGUCUCUGCCUUGAAGUCACGUCACGUUUGAACCAGCGACUCCCUCGGCGUCUCAGUCUCUCUCUCUCUCUCCCCUCCUCCUCCUCCCUUCUUCCCGAAACUCAACGAACAUACUUCCAACUCUCGCUUUCACUGGAUAUUACCGCACUAUCUGGUUCUUUGUUGUUUCUGUCUCCGAGCCCAGCCGUGUUUCCUGUGCAGCCUGGACGAGUCUUUGCUAUGGAUGGACCUCUGAGAGGGACCAUUGAGUGCAGCUGCACAUCUUAAAUAGCAUCAGGACCAUGUGGCAGAAUUAGCUUCCAGAAUCUCUUCUGACGCGGUGUGCGCUGAGCCAGACUACAGGAUGACCGUGGCAUAUGACUCCGUCGUCAAAACGCAUCUCAUCAUCAGUAUUAGACCGCUGAUUAUCAAAGGAUUCCCAAAACAAAGACUUGGACUGUAAUCUUUUUUGUGUUGGCCUUCUUUUUUUACUACUUUUUUUUGGUGGGGGGCCUUUUUUGUAGCAGACAUAGUGAAAGGAUCUUCUACAUGAGCUGCGGAAAUGGACUAGAAGCCCAUGUGUGACAGGACAGCUGCUGCAACUCGUGGAAUAACUUACCACCCGACUCUUGGGGUGUCACUCCUUCAGGUGCCCGAGGGAUCUGAUCCCAGCACCAACCUGGCCUGUCGUCAUCUGACCAUCCCACCUGUCUAAAGGCAGAGCCCUCUAUCCAAUGGCAUGGGUCAAGUUCUUCAGGAAGCCGGGGGGCAAUCUGGGGAAAUCGUACCAACCGGGGAGUAUGCUGUCUCUGGCCCCCACCAAAGGACUGCUGAACGAACCGGGCCAGAACAGCUGCUUCCUCAACAGCGCUGUGCAGGUACUCUGGCAGCUGGAUAUCUUCCGACGCAGCUUGAGGCAGCUACCUGGUCACUUCUGUCUGGGAGAGUCCUGCAUCUUUUGUGCAUUAAAGGGCAUUUUCUCCCAGUUCCAGCACAGUCGGGAGCGCGCCCUGCCCUCUGACAACCUGCGUCACGCCUUGGCAGAGACCUUUAAGGACGAGCAGCGCUUCCAGCUGGGCUUCAUGGAUGAUGCCGCAGAGUGCUUUGAGAACAUACUGGAGAGGAUCCACCUGCACAUUGUGCCUGAGGAAACGGAUGCCUGCACUUCUAAGUCUUGCAUCACGCAUCAAAAGUUUGCUAUGACACUUUAUGAGCAGUCUGUGUGCCGUAGCUGUGGGGCAUCCUCCGACCCACUGCCGUUUACAGAGCUGGUGCAUUAUGUCUCCACCACCGCACUCUGUCAACAGACGCUUCAGCGCAGAGACGAGUCAUUUGGGGAACUGUUACAAGCAGCAAGUACGAUAGGGGACCUUCGUAACUGUCCAAGCAACUGUGGCCAGAAGAUUAGGAUCAGACGGGUCCUCAUGAACUCCCCAGAGAUAGUUACCAUCGGCUUCGUCUGGGACUCGGACCAGUCAGACCUCACAGAAGACGUUAUCCGCUCACUGGGCCCUCAUCUCAGUCUUUCUGCACUCUUCUACAGGGUGACAGAUGAGCAUGCCAAAAAGGGAGAGCUGCUGCUGGUGGGGAUGAUCUGCUACUCCAGCCGUCACUACUGUGCCUUUGCCUUUCACACCAAGUCCUCCAAAUGGGUCUUCUUUGAUGAUGCCACGGUAAAAGAGAUCGGCUCCAGGUGGAAAGAUGUGGUCAGCAAAUGUAUCAAAGGUCACUUCCAGCCUCUCCUCCUCUUUUACGCCAACCCAGAUGGGAGUGCUAUCGCCGCAGAUGAUGCCUCAAGACAAAACAGCAGCCAGUCUCACUCCAAGACCUCUGUCAAUGGAGACGUGCAAGGCGUAGAGUCUCCAGUUAUAGCCCACAAGAAGCUGGACUUCACUAGGGAGAAUCUAAACACUCUGCUGGGCCAAGGCUCCUUCAAGCAGAAGACCCCUUCGACCCACAGCAGGGGCAGCAUUCAGACCAGUGGAGAUCGGGGACCAGUUAAAAUUGGCACAAGCGAUCCCAAAAGCCGCCUCAGGGAUAUUUCUCGAGAAGUUGCCCAGAGAGCCGCAGUGGUGCGCGGGAUGCAUCCACCCAGAAGAGAGGCUGAUCGGAGCGGUCACCGGAGGCCAGAGUCGCGCUACAGAGAUCCAGGUCAGGACAGGACCUACUCCCGCUCCGUCUCCCCUCCAGAGAAUGGCUUCAAACAACACCUGGAAACCCGUCUGUACAGCAGCCAAGGGAAAGGUCCCAUACGGACUGAGCGAACACCCCACCUUGGUGGACGGUCCUCGCAUGAGCCCCCUCGCUCUCACGCGAGGGUCCAAGUGUUGCCCACUGUGCCCAGUAUCGGCAGUGGUCAUCACAGUCGGAGAGUAGACCAAGUCCCCAACGGAUAUGAUACUGACAGCAGCCAAGACUCCCGGGACCGUCCGGCAAGCGGAGGCAACAGCCGCAGCAGCAGGCCCAGCCGCCCCUGGAAGCCAAUGCGUGAGGCGUUAAACGUGGACAGUGUUUUAAGUGGCGUUGGUGGUGGAAAUUCGGUUAGUCAAGAGCGAAGGCAGCACAGCCCACGGAGAAGACCCAGUAGUCAGUCGCCCUCCCGUGACCGAGAGCGAGACGGAGAUUUUACGUGGGGAGGCAGAGAAGAACGCAAACCUAAAAGCCUAAUGACCAUCUAUGAGGAUGAGCAGAGGCUUGAAACGGGUGGCAGCCGAAGCUCGCUGGACUCGGAUAGCCGGGGCGGCUACAGUGACAAAGACAGGUCAAAGGGCUCGGCGCCUCUUAAAGUGCGGAACGACAACUGGAAGAUCCAGCGGACUGAAUCUGGAUACGAAAGUAGUGACAGGCUCAGCAAUGGCUCAGCAAAUCUGGACUCGCCUGUGGUAGACAACCUUUCUUCCAAAGACCUGCAGACCAUUCCUGAGCUGCACCUCACAAGGGAUCACUUUCCUCAGAGAAGAAGUGAUGAUUUGAAGGCAGACAUCUUGCACUCCACAUACUCCACCGGUGAACAAAGAAGACGAUCUCCAGAUCUACGAGAUGAAGACGUCCUAUCUGGUCCGUCAAUACAAAGAAGAAGAGCCUUCCGAUACACUCCCGGGAUUUUUGAAAAGAACGACGGUCUGGACAGCGAACAAGAGGAAAACGUGGACGGCAGCCCCGUGAGCCCCGUGCCUCGUUACCUAGCGAAGACCAGCAGUUCGGAGUGGAACAGCUCCGAUGACCUCGCCGGACCGUUCUCUGAACAAGAGGAGACUGACGCCGUCGCCCACACGGACCCUUUCUCGCACAACUAUCCCCCACCGUUACCCCCCAGGACCUUUGGCAGCAGUCCCGCCGACCCAUCUGCCCACUUCCAACCGCCGGAAGUGCCAAUGCGGUCGAGCCCCCACUACGAACCCAAAAAUGGCUUGUCCCCACUCUCGCACACCACCCUCCUCCGUCGGUGGAUUGAGACACCUGCCGAGCACAGGUUUUCAUCAGACGCCAGCUCCAAGUCGGGGUCAUCGGAUCAGGACAGGAAUGAUCUGUCGGCCAGCGAGAGUGACGACCGGUUACCCAGUCCAAACCUGGGAUACGACGACGGCACAGACUCCCCCGGUCUGACGGAUAUGGCUCUUCCCACCACUUACUUUUCCGUGGAUAGCUGUAUGACCGACACCUACAGGGCCAAAUACCAUAAGAGACCUGCCUACAUGAAAGCAGAAGACCAUGCGUCGUCAGGGGAGAGUGAUGUGGAAGGGAGGCUCCCUUUGCCAGAUGUUCAGCCACCAGAGCUUUCCAAAAGCAGAUCAGAAUUAGGCUAUCCGACCACAAAGACUACUGCAAAGUGGAACCCAAUUACUUCAAAAGGACUCGAUGAGCAUGGUUUCUUAUGAUUUUAGCAAAAGCAUCAAUUGACCGAGUAUAAUCCAGCGACUGGAUGCCAAAAAUAAUUGCUAUGCACUAUGGCUGCUACACAGUUUGACUCCUACUGACUGGGAUUGGUGUAUAUGUAUGUAUGUAUGAAUUUGCACAGUAAAGAGCACCAGAAAGGUACAGAGAAAAGAAUCAUGCCUAAAACAUGUUGCUGUUCAGACUGCUGGA
Cyclopterus lumpus (lumpfish) is the source of this 4271-nucleotide messenger RNA. RefSeq names its product inactive ubiquitin carboxyl-terminal hydrolase 53-like. Gene Ontology annotation, cellular component: cell-cell junction. Gene Ontology annotation, biological process: sensory perception of sound; response to auditory stimulus; protein deubiquitination. NCBI's taxonomy places the organism in Eukaryota, Metazoa, Chordata, Actinopteri, Perciformes, Cyclopteridae. Gene Ontology annotation, molecular function: cysteine-type deubiquitinase activity. The coding region runs from base 920 to 4063 and encodes 1047 amino acids. The transcript has 17 exons. The record is from RefSeq and is a predicted model, not a curated record.